ACUUUGUAUUCAUACGAUGGAAGUCCUCAAAACAAAACGCUUUUAACUUUCUCUUAUUCGACUGUAAGAUAAAAACAAACAGAAACUCCAGAAAAUAGUACUAGCAACAUGUCUAACGUGCAAGACAUUAUUUAUACUUAAAAAGUGAACGUAGUAGUUCAGGAGAAGUGAUGCUAUACCAGAAGCCAUUGGGCGCUUGCCUGAGGAUCUUGCCCAUAGUUGUCGUAGUGUUAUUGGGAGCUCAGGUCACGUGUUCUUUAACUGUUCUAGAUCAUUGCGGUGGUACAUUACAAGGGUUGAACGGUACGCUGCUAAGCAAUCCGAGAACGACAAACUACAUCCUUUGUAACUGGACCAUCGAUACAAGACCAAACACUUCCCAGCAUUUACAAGUCACGAUUGACAAAGUCUCUCUCGAUGGCUUGAUGCCGUUGUGCUCACGAGACGAAUUCCUUGAGGUUUUAAUUGGCUGUGGGUAUGAUUCUGUUGGGAGAUACUGCGGCAUCGAGGCCUUGCCAGCAUUCUUCUCUAGUGACGGUUGCAUGCGGGUGAUUUACAGCGGAAGAAAGACGUUUCGCGCAACCUACAGGCUUAGACCGAAAAGCAGAGCUGUAGAGUUCAUUGAAGAUGGCUGCGGUAUAUCGAUGUACGACAAGGCAAAACACGGUGUAAUCUUCUCGCCGCUGUGGCCUCUACCUUACCCCGAUGAUGUGGACUGUAUCUGGACCGUGUCGGUCCGUGAUGACCAAAACAUCAAGCUAAGCAUGUACGACUUUGACGUACAAGGCCACGUUCCAUGCACCAGCUUCGUUGAGAUACGAACUGGUUAUACCAAUUACGAGGGAGCUAAACCGAUACAUACACAGGAACAAUGUGGCCAGGAGAAGCCAUUCAGUGUUGUGACCGAGAAAUCAAAAUUAUACGUUGCCUUCAAAAGCACUAACAGCAGUGGUCAUAGGGGAUUCGUGGCGGGGUUUGUAGUGUUCGAGAACGAGACCCCAGAGCGGGAUACCCAAGUACUUGUUCUACUGGGGAUCGUGCUACUGGUCAUUCUUCUCGCCUUCAAGACGUUUGUUCUGCCAAAACUCAUCGCGUUUUGCAAGACCAAAAUGGCCGUCAAAGCAAUGCGAAGCGCGCCGAGUUCCUGGCGUCCAAGUAAACCGUCCUUCCGAAAGUUCAGGACCAUUCGGGCGGUCAGUGAUUGUCCGACAGAUGCGACCACACCCAAAGAGGCCCAGUAUCCCUCACUCGAUGCUGAUCUGGGGGGACACGAGGGUGACGCCAUGGAGCAAGGGGGGUCGACGAGUGAUUAUUUAAAUGACAGUCUAGUUCAAGAGAAAUGCAGUACUUCUCAAACGCCACGAUCACCGAAUAAACUUGUUCGUUUUAUGAUUGGUAGACAAAUUGUUCAACCCAUAUAAGUAGCCAUGUAACUACAACUGACAUUUGAGAAACAUGUUAUGGUGUUGUUUCUUGAUUGGUGGCUGAAGUCACGUGGCAUUGUAACCAUAGUAAUGUCGAGCUAGUGUGAACACCGUUGGGUGGUCUUCACAUGACCUGCCUAUCACAAUUACUCUUUAGGAGUCACGUGACGAUGUGAUGUAUCUAGGGCGUUAAUUGUGAUAGUGCACAUCAAAUUUGCAAAUUCAACUUGAAAAAACAUUCUCGCUUCCGCUAGUUAUCAAGCGAUGAUUUCUGCACUGUCAAUCCGCAUGAAUUUGUUUUCUAAAGAGCUAUUGUGUAUUUUGCUUGUAUAAAAUGAAAUAAAAAAACGAGUCAGUAUGGUA
Messenger RNA from Nematostella vectensis (starlet sea anemone), 1787 nucleotides. Its product is annotated as tolloid-like protein 2. The record is from RefSeq and is a predicted model, not a curated record. The transcript is spliced from 6 exons. Bases 171 to 1421 code for a protein of 416 amino acids. Lineage: Eukaryota; Metazoa; Cnidaria; Anthozoa; Actiniaria; Edwardsiidae.